AUGAACCGGCCCAUCCAGGUGAAGCCAGCCGACAGCGAAGGACGAGGAGAAGACAGGAAGUUGUUUGUGGGGAUGCUGGGGAAGCAGCAAGGUGAGGAGGACGUGCGUCGCCUCUUCCAGACCUUCGGCCAGAUCGAGGAGUGUACCGUCCUCCGGGGGCCUGAUGGGGCCAGUAAGGGCUGUGCCUUUGUCAAGUUCUCCAGCCAUGCAGAAGCACAGGCGGCCAUCAACAGCCUGCACGGCGGACAGACCAUGCCAGGCGCCUCGUCCAGCCUGGUGGUGAAGUUUGCCGACACGGACAAGGAGCGGACUCUGCGCCGGAUGCAUCAGAUGGCGGGCCAGCUUGGCAUCUUCAGCCCCAUGACCAUCCAGUUUGGGGCCUACGGCGCCUACUCUCACGCUGUAAGUCUCGGCUCGGCGGGCGAGGAGACGCAGAUGAUGCAGCAGCAAGCAGCCCUCAUGGCUGCCUCCCAGGGCUCUUACCUAAACCCCAUGGCGGCCAUCGCUGCUGCCCAGAUGCAGCAAAUGGCAGCUUUCAACGUCAACGGACUGGUGGCCGCACCCAUGACGCCCUCCUCAGGCACCAGCACGCCCCCGGGCAUCAGUGCCACGGCUGUGCCCAGCAUCUCUGCUCCUAUCGGGGUCAAUGGGUUCAGCACCCUGCCGCCCCAGAGCAAUGGCCAGCCCACCUCUGAGCCCAUCUACACCAAUGGGAUCCAUCCUUACCCAGGUGAGCCAAUCAAAAGGCUCUAUUACCAAGCACAGAGUCCGACAGUGACUGACCCUCUCCAGCAGGCUUAUGCGGGUGUGCAGCACUAUGCAGCAGCCUACCCUGCCGCCUAUGCACCUAUAAGCCAGGCGUUUCCACAGCAAGCAGCCAUCAUUCCACAGCAGCAGAGAGAAGGACCAGAGGGCUGCAACCUGUUUAUUUACCACCUGCCCCAGGAGUUCGGAGACGCUGAGCUCAUGCAGAUGUUCCUCCCUUUCGGCAACGUCAUCUCUGCCAAAGUCUUCGUGGACCGAGCAACGAAUCAGAGCAAAUGUUUUGGCUUUGUGAGCUUUGAUAACCCAUCCAGCGCUCAAGCGGCUAUCCAGGCCAUGAACGGAUUCCAGAUAGGCAUGAAGAGACUGAAGGUGCAGCUCAAGAGGCCAAAGGACGCCAACCGACCUUACUGACCCAUUGGGCGCCCACACCCAGGAUGAAGGGCCACAACACCUUAUUUCCACAAGUGCAGUAUAAAGUACAAAGACUUCUUGCUCUGCUACAUAUCAUGAAAGAAGGGUGGUCCCUUGAUCCUGCUGGAAACUGGCCGAGAGAUUGGGUGACUAAGGAGAAGGAGCCUGGAGGUGACUUUUUUUUCUUUUCUUUUCUUUCUUCUUCUUCCUUUACUUCGCAAAUGCCUCUUUUUUUCCUGUUUUGCUUUGGCGCCUGAAGAAGAGGAUUGUUUGCAGAGACCAACUUUUUGCUGCUGUUUUUUAGACAAGAUGGAGACGUUUAUAGACACAUUAUGCUCAAAGCAUGCAUACUGACACAGUUAUAUAUAGACACACACAUACACACAAAUAGAUCAACCAAUGCACACCCACACACACAUAUACAUUUACAGACAGGACACUUGUAAAAAAAAUUUUUUUAACAAGCUCUUAUGUACAUGUAUAAAUAUGUGCAAAUGCCAACUCAACAGACAAACAAACACAUACACACACACACACACACCAGCCUGCUGCCAUUUUGGUUUUUGUGCCUACACAGGUGUUGUGCUCUCUGACAGGGCGAGCUCUGAAGACAAGAAGAUGAAAGGAGGAGAAUCCAGGAUAAUUUACAUGCAUCAUUCCUUAGGAAAUAGGGACCAAAGGACUA
This is a messenger RNA of Hypomesus transpacificus, 1861 nucleotides long. RefSeq names its product CUGBP Elav-like family member 6 (gene celf6). Gene Ontology annotation, molecular function: mRNA binding. Bases 1 to 1176 code for a protein of 391 amino acids. Gene Ontology annotation, biological process: regulation of alternative mRNA splicing, via spliceosome; mRNA splice site recognition. The record is from RefSeq and is a predicted model, not a curated record. The transcript is spliced from 11 exons. NCBI's taxonomy places the organism in Eukaryota, Metazoa, Chordata, Actinopteri, Osmeriformes, Osmeridae. Gene Ontology annotation, cellular component: nucleus; ribonucleoprotein complex; cytoplasm.